Molecule: messenger RNA, 1170 nt
Organism: Fibroporia radiculosa
Lineage: Eukaryota; Fungi; Basidiomycota; Agaricomycetes; Polyporales; Fibroporiaceae
Exons: 9
Coding region: 1-1170 (389 amino acids)
Source: RefSeq, a predicted model, not a curated record
AUGGCAACUACAACCCCACCAACCUACGAGGAAGCCCUCGCCGAAGCACAGCGCCUGCUAGCUCAACCUGUCACAGUGGGCGACAAGAUUCAAUUUGCCAAAGACGCCAUCAAGGUCCUCGACGACGACAGUCAAGUCAAAAAAUUUGAAGAGGAAAUCGAGAAUAUUGGUACAGCUGCGGUUCAGAUUGAUCAAGCCUUCGACCGUGUCGCUCGCGCCUUCCAAGACAUGGUUGACAAACAUGGCAGCGAUUUCCCAGAGAUCGCCGGCUACAAAGGAGAAUGGAAUGCCUAUAAAGGGCGCUGGGUCACGUACCUCUGGAACUCGCGGAAUGUAGCAUCCGAGAUGAGUGCAGUCCUCACGCGAUAUGACCAAGUGUUCCUGAACUUGAUUGAUAAUAUCAAGACAGACGGAGACCGCCAAGAUGUCAUCAAGGAACUUGGAAAUUUCAGCGGCGAAAAUCAUGGAACAGCAGCGCAGAUGUCGGCCAAUUUCACGAACCUUGAGGCGGAUGUCAGAGGCUUCGGCGCGAGAUUCGAAACCUAUCUUGAACAGAAGAAGGUGCAACUCGAGCAAAUGGCGACAUCCUUAAAGGCCGAUAUCGACACACUUCAAGGACAGAUCAAAACCUGGAAUGAAAAGGCAUGUUUUCCGCAUUACGAAGAUUUGUUCUUGGAUGAUGCUUACACACUAUUUUUGUGCUCAUUUAGAUUGCUGCUGGUCUUCUGUCAAUGGGCGCCGGAUUGGCUUUCUCGGUAUGAUCGCAGUUCUCGACAUCAUUUCUGGACGUUGAUCAUCACUGGUUCGACUGUCGCUUAUUUUAUCUAUCAACGCGUCAAAGCCGAACAUGACCUUAACGAUAAGAAGGCUGAACUUGUAGAAGUCAAUCGCAAGCAGAGUGGUCUGGCGGAGAUCAAGACCCAAUUCGACGGUCUGAAGCCGGACAUUGCACUUAUUUGCGAGAAACUGGUUAUAUUCGGCAAUAUUUGGCAGUCGGUCAGCGCUCAAUGCGCAGAUUUUGGCCAACAUCUCCAGAAAGGCAUGGACGCCCUUAAUGACGAGGAAUUCCGGCUGCAAGUCACGCUCGCUAGAAAAACGUGCACUCCUCUUCGUAACGGGCUUAACAAUUACGCGACGUCUCUUGACCAAUCUACACUCCAGAAGGUCUAA